Brassica napus (rape) is the source of this 523-nucleotide messenger RNA. RefSeq lists its product as uncharacterized. NCBI's taxonomy places the organism in Eukaryota, Viridiplantae, Streptophyta, Magnoliopsida, Brassicales, Brassicaceae. The record is from RefSeq and is a predicted model, not a curated record. The transcript is spliced from 3 exons. The annotation marks the transcript as partial.
CCGAAAGAAGAAAAAGACUCCGUCCUCGAAUCUUUCUCCGCCUCGUGUUAAGAAGGCUAAACCGAGAAAGAAAGAUGGAGGGUUUAGUGUGGUGACUUCAGGUCCUAACACUAUCUCCAAUGGUUGGAGAUGUCUAAGACCAAAGGCUGUUGUUUUCGUGGAGGCAGCGGUUGUGGAGGAGGUUGCGGCGGUUGUGGUGGUUAAAGUUCUCCGUCGAAAUUACCCUUUAUGGUUUCUUGUUCGCGUGGUCUCGCGAUGUGUCUUCUCUUUGUGCUAUUACGCGCGUCGUCGCUUGCAUAGGAAGGCGAAGUCAUCACUGCCUGGAAAUGACGUCAAAAAGGGUGAAACGACGUCAGACACGAAAGAUGGAGGUCUUGUUGUCAUGUCGUCGGGAAAGAAUGAUAAGACCACCGGAUGCUGUGUGUUCGGCGCAGAAGGAGGUGAUUGCGGUGGUUGUGAAGGCGGUUGUGGAGGUGGCUGUGGAGGUGGUUGUGGAGGCGGGUGCGGAGGUGGCGGCGGUUAA